Messenger RNA from Archocentrus centrarchus (flier cichlid), 1920 nucleotides. RefSeq names its product hydroxysteroid dehydrogenase like 1 (gene hsdl1). The transcript is spliced from 5 exons. The record is from RefSeq and is a predicted model, not a curated record. The coding region runs from base 218 to 1186 and encodes 322 amino acids. Gene Ontology annotation, cellular component: mitochondrion. Lineage: Eukaryota; Metazoa; Chordata; Actinopteri; Cichliformes; Cichlidae.
GUUUUUACUCCUUUCACCGGGCGCCACAGAGGAGACUUUGCUGCUUUUGAAACGUGAAAUCUUACCGUAUUAUUAGAAAUUUUACUGUGCAGGACACAGCUGCAUUUUUCAUUCACACGUCUGAAUUACUCGUUAACCUUUACACGUACAAAUUCCAGCGUUGUAUCGCUGAAUGAGCAUUGUCUAGCAAAUUAUCUCAGCAACAACAGCGUGGGCUAUGGCGGCGGUUGACAGCUUUCAGUUUUUGUACAGAGAAAUUUCUCGGUCGUGCAGCUCUUACUUUGAGACCCUGGCUCUGGUCGGUGCUCUGUACACGGCCAGCAGGGCAGUAAUCCUGCUGAGUGACUGCUGCACGUUGGUCAGGGUGCAUUUCCUGCCCAGAAUGAUCCCAAGUAAGAAGCUGACUCAGAGAUACGGUGACUGGGCUGUCGUUUAUGGUGCAACAGAGCCUGUAGCCAAAGCGUAUGCAGAGGAGCUGGCCAGGCAUGGCAUCAGCAUUAUCUUUGUCGCUCAGGACCCUUCCUCUGUUAGAGACACUGCUGCAUCCCUCUCCCAAAGUUAUGAAGUGGAAACUCUUGUCGUGUCAGCUGAUGUCUCCCUGGACCAAGUGGCAUGCAAGCCACUCAAAGACGCAUUGAGGGGGAAAGAUAUCGGCUUCCUGGUGAACUGUGUCGAUGAGUCUUUGGCUUCACCCCAGAGCCUGAUUGAAGUGCCCGAGCAGCACCUCUUGGAUUUGGUGAAUAGGAACGUUGCAGUCACUACUCUGAUGACCCGAUUGGUUCUGCCAGGAAUGGUGGAGCGCAGCAGAGGCGCCGUGGUCAAUAUAUCAUCGGGUGCUUGUUGCAGACCUCUUCCUGGAAGAGUGACGCUCACCGCCUCCACUGGAUACCUGGAUCAUUUGUCAAGAGCGCUUCACCUUGAGUACAGUGGCAAAGGGAUCUUCAUUCAGAGUCUGAUCCCUUUCCAGAUAGCCUCAAGUGAGCAGCAGCCAUCAUCAUCACCAUCACGAAAAGAAGGCUGGUUUGUACCAAAGCCAGAAGUUUAUGCUCGCCAUGCCAUCUCCACUCUGGGUGUCUCGAACAAGACCACAGGCUACUGGCCUCAUACCCUGCAGUACGGACUGAUGAGAUGCAUUCCAGAGUGGAUCUGGGUUCUUGGAUCACGCGUGCUCAUCAGUUCAAGCUAAGAGCUUAACCCCAGUUGCUGGAUCUUCUUGUUACAUGAUUCACAUUGAGUUUCAGCUUCUUCUGCCAUCAAAUUUGUUUAAUUCUGAUGCUCUGAUGAGGUUGUUAGAGUUUUCUUUCUUUUGAUUGGGUAUUCACUACUAAAGGACUUGAAGAGGAAUUCACCUGAAGUAAAGAAUAUCCUGCAUUACUCCUACAGUAAUAGAUUAUAGCAAUAUAAAUGCAACCGGAACAAAUUCACUAGACACACAAGCCUACAUUUCAGAAUUGUAUUUUGACAUGCACUGUGAUAAGGCUUCUUCUUAUCUGCUAUUAAUCUACAGCCUUUCAGUCUAACCAAAAAACUUUUUGGGGACCAUAGAAAGAAGGUCAAACAACUUGUAAGCUGACAUUCGCCUUUCCUGUCCUUUCAGCUUGUACUCCUCUGGGCACACCUAUCUGGCACAUACACAGAGGAAAUGGUGUUUGCCCAAAAAAAAAAAAAACAGACUAAUAACACGUUACAUUCCUCCAUCAUGUUUGUAUGAAAAAGCUGCAUGGGUAACCUCACCCAGAUGUUACAGACAUGUUUAUUAAAGGUAGAAAAAAAAAAAAAAAAGUAUACAUUUCAGCUUAUUCUUGCACUGAGAUUAUGUCCUUGGCUUCUUUGCUUUGCUGGUCUGCUUUUGCUGGUCAAAGUUCAAAUACCAACAUGUGCCAGUGUGGUGUUCAUCUGCUGUAAAAAAUAAGAGUGUUU